Necator americanus (New World hookworm) is the source of this 492-nucleotide messenger RNA. RefSeq lists its product as uncharacterized. Bases 1 to 492 code for a protein of 163 amino acids. The transcript is spliced from 4 exons. The record is from RefSeq and is a predicted model, not a curated record. NCBI's taxonomy places the organism in Eukaryota, Metazoa, Nematoda, Chromadorea, Rhabditida, Ancylostomatidae.
AUGCCGUCCAGUCGUCAACCAUUGAAGUAUCUUAUUUAUUAUCCAUUUUCUGUGCUAUCAGUGGCUAAAGCGUAUAUUUUAAUUAUUAGCAGUUUAACGGUAUUUGUAUGGCAAUGGAAGCAUCAUCCAGACAAUAUUGGUAUCGUGCUCUUUGUUAUUCCCAUAUUUAAUCUAUUGGGUUGUGCAGCUGCAUCGAUCUCGCUUUGGUUUAUGGUACAGAAAUUUUAUUGGAAAAAAGUGGAAAUGGCCUUCAACCUUACUGGUCUUACGCUUACGUUCUUGUGUACAAUUGUACUAUUAGUAGCUCAUAUCGGUGAUGAUUCAAUUCGUAACUAUGUUUUGGUGAACCAUGUGUUUGAAACAAUCACCUGGUCGUUCUGCUUAUUCUGGUGCUCCGUAUUCACUUCGAAUAAUGUUUCAGAUCUUUUUAUUAAUGAAUGGGGUAUGGCCACUGAAGAUAUAGAGAUAGAAGCUCUUGAAGGACAUUUCUAA